Seminavis robusta is the source of this 6213-nucleotide messenger RNA. The record is from the annotation of a GenBank genome assembly. Lineage: Eukaryota; Bacillariophyta; Bacillariophyceae; Naviculales; Naviculaceae.
AUGUUUUCCCGUUGGAUUUCCAAAGUCAAGACAUCGUUGUCUCCGAAAGCAUGGCUUGCCAAGCAUGUGGCGGCAACGCUCAACGAUGUGUUUAUUCUGGAUGCGCAAGAGGACAUUGAGUCCAAUUUGUUGACGGACACCAAGAUCGUCUUGAAGCAUGCUCGACAGCAAAAGAGCAGCUACAUUCAACGACAAAUACAGCAAAUCGUGGACCAUUUGACCUUGGAUAUCGCUGACUUUACCUUACUCAUUCAAGAUCAUGGCUGUCACUCCGACAAUUCACUUAUUGGAGACAUUCGAGUGCAAGCCAAAUCUCUUCAGUUGUUGUCCUUUGGGAGACAACAGCAGCAACAGCAUCAAGAACACGACACGUCUGAUACUACAGAUACAGAUACAGAUGCAGACACACCCACGCCACCCUUGUCCCAACGGAUAUCUCUAGAGGCCAUCAAAAUUGACGUCCUGCUACAGGAGCAAGAGCUGCCACUAUUGAAACCCAUUGGAUAUGCUGCCUCUGUCAAGAGAAUUACCGGAAGAAGGUUCUUGGAUGGUUGGAGGAAUGGAUUGCAAGUUGUCGGAGAGUCGCCGGAUGCAUUGGUACUACAUGCCGGUGGCGUGCAAUUGAAAACACUCUGUCGUUUACUCAAGCCCCUGGCCGCCUAUGAUACCGCAGCGACGGUAACACCCACAAACCAAGAAGAAGAAGAAGACGAAGGAGCAUCGACCACCAUUACGCCAACCACCAUUACCCUGCCGUUGCCCUCUGUUGCACUUAUCUUGCCGGAGGGUACGGCGGUUCGUAUACCGCAAUGCACAUUGCUCUAUCACAUGGAUGGAUCAACGUCGCAACUAGUAGGAAGCGAAGGUGUAUGGAUUGGUGAUCAGCCCUUUCUCAACUUUGCCGAUACAAAAACAAAAGACGACAGCAAUGGAGCCCACCAGGAAAACACCAAAUGGAAAUUAGAUUUUGUACAACGUGUCGUCUCUCUACAUCAGUCAUCGGCUUUUGUGGAAUGGAAUGAUACGGUCGUGAAACAGCUUGUCCGAGAAUGUCAACAACUCAAGGCAUCUGUGCCACAGGAUAUCAUGGAACAAGUCGAAUCGACAAUAUACGAAUAUGAGGAGACGGCAGUCAAGACCGUCCUGGCCACCACAGGAGACGAGACAAACACGACAUGGCGAUUUGAAUCGGGGACACGAGCAUCGCUUGGUGUCCGCAUCAGAAGCGACCGCGGGUGGGCUCAGGCAUCUCUGGAGUCGCCUGCCUUGACAAUUACCAUGAACCAAAAAGGAGCAUUGGAGAAGGUUCAAUUUGAAAUGGGAGGAGCACAAUUUGGUCCGACUUCGUUCGGAACGAAAAAGUCUUCCAUUAUCCGACUUCCUCGGCUUGCAUUUGCGCAUUCUCUUACUCCUACUUCUGAUCUAGAGACCAUAAGAAUACAAGAAUGCAUCGAUGCAACGAUAGAAUCCCAAACUGUCUUGUCAGAAUUGCAAGCUUUGGGAUCAGAUCUGCUAAAGUUUCCCGGUCUCCAACCGGAGGACGGAGCCAAAUCCUCAACCGCUAGCAAAGCCAGCAUUGGAGAGGCAACCGUCGCGGACAGCCUACCACCAAUCGCUAUUGCAAAAGUGAAACUGACACUGGAAGCAGAGGGCGCAAAAGCACAGUUUGGUGGUGUUUCUGUCCGGUUCCUAUCCAAUGGAACGACAAUCAGCAGUGAAUCUCUUGUAUGUCACAUCCUUGAUCGAACUGCUGGAGAAUGUCCUGAGGUGGAGGUUUUGUCUGUGCAAAAUGUGGCUGUCCAAUUAGGGCUCAGCCCUAGCCAGGCUCAUCUCGUGACAAUGCAGCGGUUGAACAGGGUGCAUGUGCCUGGGCUGGUGGAUCGCAUGGUUGUGCCACUCGAAAAGGUUCGUCUGAAAUAUAACUCGGCACAGUCCAUGGUCCAACUAGAUGUUCCAUCGCUCCUACAUCUGGCUUUGUCCCCUACUGUACUAAGCAAGGGAGACACUGAGGCUCCGGCACCACCCUCUUCAAUGCAGCUCCCUGUCUCGGUGCAGGCACGAUUCGCCAAGGUUCAGCUAUCCAGGGGUCGAGUGUCUAUGUGUAUCCAACCACUCCAACUAUCCAUUACUUCACAUGGCAACGGAAAUGCAAUGACUGCAAGCUUGUGGGGCAAUGGUUGCACCGUUCGCGUCCAGGUGGACGACCAAAAUAGCGCGGAGAAUCGUUGGUUGGAGGCAUCUGUUGCAUCCAAUUCGAAGGUUGCAUUGUCGAGUAUGUGUGAAGUGGAAGCACUUGAAUGCACUGGCGCCCACAUUCUUGGUACAUCAUGUGGGCAAUUGGAUGUUUCCAUUCCUCCCUUGUCAUAUUCUAUAGUAGAGGGACAGCCACGGGUGCAGGCCAACGGUGAGUUGACUGUCUUGCUUCAGUCAGGUUCGGUGGCCAAAAAAGUGCAAUCUCUUUUGGAAGAAGCUGUAUGCCUUGGUACUGAAAAGGAAUGUGUCGUUGCCAGCGAUGAUACUGGGCUAUCCUCCAUUCCGCCACUACCACCAGUCACUAUUGCAAAAGUGAAAUUGACACUGCAAGAAGAGUGUGCGAAAGUGCAGUUUGUAGGCGUUUCUGUUCGGUUCCCGCCCCAUGGCACGACAAUCAGCAGUGAAGCUCUUGUAUGUCACGUCCUUGAGGUGGAAGGUCCUGAGGUGGAGGUUUUGUCUGCGCAACAUGUGGCUGUCCAAUUAGGGCUCAGCCCUGGCCACGCUCAUCUCGUGACAAUGCAGUGGUUGAACAGGGUGCAUGUGCCUGGGCUGGUGGAUCGCAUGGUUGUGCCACUCGAAAAUGUUCGUCUGAAAUAUAACUCGGCACAGUCCAAGGUCCAACUAGAUGUUCCAUCGCUCCUACAUCUGGCUUUGUCCCCUACUGUACCAAGCAAGGGAGACACUUGGGCUCCAGCACCACCCUCUUCAAUGCAGCUCCCUGUCUCGGUGCAGGCACGAUUCGCCAAGGUUCAGCUAUCCAGGGGUCGAGCCUCUUUGUGUAUCCAACCACUCCAACUAUCCAUUACUUCACAUGGCAACGGAAAUGCAAUGACUGCAAGCUUGUGGGGCAAUGGUUGCACCGUUCGCGUCCAGGUCGACGAUCAAAAUAGCGUAGAGAGUCGUUGGUUGGAGGCAUCUGUUGCAUCCAAUUCGAAGGUUACAUUGUCGAGUAUGUGUGAAGUGGAAGCGCUUGAAUGCACUGGCGCCCGCAUUCUUGGUACAUCAUGUGGGCAAUUGGAUGUUUCCAUUCCUCCCUUGUCAUAUUCUAUAGUAGACGGACAGCCACGGGUGCAGGCCAACGGUGAGCUGACCAUCUUGCUGCAGUCAGAUUCAGUGGCCAAAGAAGUACAAUCUCUGUUGGAAGAAGCAAUAGGCCUUGAUAGUGAAAAGGAAUGUGCUGCUCCCAGCGAUGAGGCCGGGCUAUCCUCCAUUCCGCCGCUCUGGAAACAAAUAGAGAUGGUCUUGCCACAGGCAAAGGCUGUUGUCAAGGAACCAAUGCAUUUGGAAGGCCACGCCCAGAAUGUUUGCCUGCGUUUCAAUGACGCCCGCGCUUCGACUAUCACAGUUUCUAUUGAUGGACACGCUGCUUCGUACGGCCCGUUUUCCCUCCGUUCCACCGAUGCAAGCGUCACAGUUGCACCGGGCUUUCAUAAGGCAACAGUAUUCUUUGGCGGGGCCUCACUGAGCGGUCCUUCGGGUAUCGCACUCAUUAUGUCUGACAUGAGAGCAGAGUUGGAGAGUCCCGCGACGGCGAUUGUCACAGGGUUGGUCGAUUCUUUUGUCGUUCCAAGCAUGUUCGAGCUGGAGGAACCAACUGCUGGAGGAACAUUCAGUUUUACGGAUGGGCUGAUCGACAUAACUUUGGCUAAACUGUGUGGAAUCUGCCCCAAGCUACUGGGUGCAAACACAGCGACGAGCAAAGCAGACGAUGAUACGACGGGCGCGUUGUUGGCCUGCCCCAUUCACGUCAGAGUACAAGAGUUGUCACUAAAGGCGACAAAGGAGAGCACUGCGUCUAUUGUCGGUGCGUCCCCAGUCGACAUCUUGGUUGUUCCCGCAGAGGGCUUGAUGUCCGUGGAUGCGGACUUGGGAACAAACCUUCGCAUUGUGGACUCGGCAAAUGGUCGGUGGCUGCAAGCCUCAAUCUCCCCCAUCUCCGCGGUUCUGGAGCCAUCUGGAAUGCCCAGCAAUGCUUCCUGUUCUCUGAUAAGAAUCGGGCCUUGCUCUCCGGGGCAGCUUGGCAUUUCAAUUCCGAAGUUUGAAAUGGUUUCAACCGCAAUCAAAACGGAUGAAGUUACGGGGUCCUUCGAGUCUUUCGAUGUGUUACAGGAGGUUCAGGCUCUGUGGCACGACUGUUUCCCAUCGGAAAGUACAAGCAGUCCUCCCUUCAUAUGGAGCAUCCCGAAAGCCAUCGUUUCUGUUGAAUCAAUGAAGACCAGAGUUGUUGCUGAACAUGUUACUUUCGACAGCGCGAUGACAGGUCUUUCCUGCUCCCGGUUAGGAUGGCAGGACGACGGCGGUGUCGCAGCAGCUUUUUCCGGCCUUCACGUUGAGAAGAAGACAGUCACUGGGUAUCAUGGUGUGAUUGCAACGAUUGAUGCUUUGUACUUCCCCGCCUUCGGUACAAUCGGAAGACCAGUCCAACAGAAGACAAUGGUUUCAUUCGACGACGAUGGCUUGAGUAUUGAAACACCACCUGUUGAUGUGGUCAUCUUCGAGGGUGAACAGCAGAAGGUGGGACAAGACUUGGCACCUAAAUCGUCUGCUGCGGGCACUAUUCCCUUUCCAGUGCGCCUCAAUCUGCAGCGGGUCAACAUCAGGUCUUUCUCGGAAAACGGUGAGGUCACAGUCCUUUCUCAACUUGCGGUCCAUUUGAGACCACAAGAGCAAGACCCAUUUGCCCAGAACGCGACGCAAGGUGCAUUCUUUCAUCUUGCUUUGACAUCAGCCGAGAACAAGCUUUUGAAAUUGGCAAAAACAACUGCAUCGGGCGUAGUAUUCCCAAGCGACCUUGCAACAAUCCAUCAGUUCCGACUGGCGACGGGCGCUGCAGAGGUCUCCGUUGGUUUGUCAUCAGUUGACUGGGCCAGUGUGUUUGGAAACCAGAAGAGUCAAGACGCGAAGAAACCCAUUGCCUUGCCCCUUUGCCUCGUUGAGAAUUUUGUCGCACAUUUGAAGUACCAAGGAACGAUUGUCGGUAUGCAGCAGACCUCAGUGAACGUACCGGCGCUUCAAGGUGGUCCGAAUACCUCGUCGUCUGACCUGGUGCAACACCUCAAGAAGGCGAUGCUUGACCGAGUUCCCGCAAUGAUAACCAAUGCCGCUUUUUUGGGAGAGAAUGUUUCGGAAAUGACAGCCAAAACAGCUGGCCGAGUGUUGUUGGCGGCAUCUACAGCAACCGGCUCUGCUGCAGGCUCUGUUGUUGGUUUGGCCGCCAUCGACGGUAUCAGGGGGAGCGUGACGGCGGGCAAGGAGUCUCGAGGCGCCCAGACUGGUGAAGGAUACAAAUUCGGCGACUUUUCUCGUGGAGCUAUCCAUUCGAUAAGGCAGGCGGCAACGUCAGGCGCACAAACGAGGAGAGGCGAAAGCGAAUCAUACUCAGUUGGCGACUUCACAGUUGGCGCCUCCAAGGGUGCGGUGAAGUAUGCCAGCCAGAACAAAUCUCGCCUUGGCGCCGCAGGGGGGUCUGGAGCUGGAAUGAUCAUUGGGGCCGCUGUCGCUGGUCCAUUAGGCUUAGUUGCUGGAAGCAUAAUUGGAAGCAAGUUCGGCGGUGCAGCCCUUGGCGACUCCCAAACCACCGAACAAUCAUCUCCGGCCGAGUCGUCGGCAUCUUUAGGGCAACCAACGGCCACGAGCAAUGAAGUAGACCUGCUUGGCCUACCGGUAUCACAUCAGUCUCAAACCACACGAACCGUUGUCAGCCCCUCAAUGCCGAUGCCUCACCGACCUGGCGUCAACCCAAACUUUGGCUCUGCGGGAAUGGCCAAUGCUCCCCCAUCGACAACCUAUCAACAGGCGCCUGUUCAGCACCAACCACAGCAACGGCAAGAACAGCAAAAGAAAGGCUACCGCUUUGGUGAUUUUGCGAAGGGAGUGGUCGCCAAAGGGAAAGAAAAGAGCGGGAGAUCUGGUGGUGAUGCGUACAAAUUUGGAGACUUCUCACGGGGUCUUUUCAAGUGA